Messenger RNA from Chironomus riparius, 2966 nucleotides. Lineage: Eukaryota; Metazoa; Arthropoda; Insecta; Diptera; Chironomidae. The record is from the annotation of a GenBank genome assembly.
AUGUUGUCCCACGAAUCAAUGGAAAAUCUUCUUGAUAAUUUAGAAAGUGAGUUAUCAGAGUUGGUAGAGUUAGAUGUUCCAAAAGACACAAAUCACCAAAUAGGUGAUAGAAAAAAAUCUUUAUUUGUCCAAGAAGUAAAAACGAUUGAAGAAAAAUCACAGAAAAAACCAAGCCCACCGCCAGUUCCUGCUCGAAGAAAUAUAUCGAGAUCUCCUCUAACAAUACAACCACCAACUCCAGCAUCUCGUCGAAUCAAUGCGCUUGAUAAAAUUGAAAAGAACAAUGAAAAUGAAAUUAUUCAGUUGCAAUCUUUGAACUCUGAAAAUGAAUCAUUCUCAUCUGAGAGCAAAAAAAUUUCACAAAGCAGUUCAAAACACAAUACAGUGAUUAGCAUUAAUGAGAUAAAGAAGAAGAAAAAGAAGGAACCAACAAGUAGCAUCAGAGUAUUUCAUGAGGCUGAAAAGAUGCCAGACGAUAUUAAUGAAACAUUUUUCGUAAUUAAGCAUGGUAAAUGGGCUGAUGAUAAUACGAAAAGUACUAAAGAGACUGAUUUUAUUGCUGUAGAUAAAGAAGAGGAUGUUGAAGAGUCAGAGUCAGUAAAGAACUUGUCAGAUGAAAUUCCUUCGUUAGAGACAAAAGUAAAAAAACGUCAAGAAAAGAAGAAUAAAAAUCUUAAUAAAAAGAGAGACUCAUUAACAACUAGCAUUACAACAAGCUUCACAUCAUCUAGCUCUGAAAGUCUGUCUGACGAAAUUCCCCAACCACAAAAGAAGACAAAGAAUCACAUGUCUAAAAAUAUCGGUCAAAAAAAGUCGAAAAAAUUAAGUGAUGAUCAGACUCGAACAUCAAAUAUAGAAGAAAGUAUAAAAGAGACAAAGAGGAUGGAAAUAACGUCAUGCGACAAAGCUAUCGCAAUUUACAUCAAAAGCACCAGCUCAAUAAAAUAUCGGAGCGAAAUAAAAGGAUUGAGGAUUAAAAUUUCAUUCUACAAUGUAGAUAAUGGGAAACAAAUUGGAGACUUAAUAUGGACAAAAAAUGCUACUUAUAAUAACGACUUUAACAACUUCAUUUGUCACUGGAAUGAAAAGGUCAAAGCAAAUUUUGAUUUAAAAAGACUUCGUGAGAUCUACAACAAUAUUCUUAUAUUUUUUGAAGUCAUCAACAAUGAAAAUAUUCCUGUGUGUUGGGCAUUUAUGAAACUAUUUACAGAGAGCAGUGCGAAUGUCGAUAAGAAGUUAAAACUUCAAUUGUUUGAAUAUCAAGCAGCAAAGCAUUCAUGCUUUUCAUUCAAGUUCAAAAAAGAAAAGAUUUUAAGCGAUGACGUUUCAAUUUUUGAGCAGUGGCAAAUGCCAAAGAGGAAGUUACCAUCUGUGCUGAAUAUUUAUCUAAAAGAUAUCAAUUUGAAUUCUAAAGAAAUAGAAAAUGAAGAUAAAGAAGAUGUCAAAGUCAAUCGAAUUCAAGUUUUAUCCGCAAAUGAGAAUCUGCAAAGAUACUGGAGAAAAGUUCCAGGACAAGCUUGUAAAGUGCCAAAUCAAAUAUUCAGAAAAAUUCCUUUACAAGAUAAAGGAUCCUUAAAUGUUCAGUUUAGUCAUGAUGGAAAUUAUAUUGCAUUUUCUGAAAUAUCCCACAAUGGACAUAUCCUUCACAUUCACAAAUUUCCUGAAAUGACGGAAAUUUUCAUGAUGCUUGAGCAUUCGGAUAUAAUUCAUGAUAUGGAUUGGAGCAAACAAAAACAAAGGAAUCAACAGUAUCUUGUGACUGCUUCAGCUGAUUUCACAGCAAUUGUUUGGAAGCUUUUGGAAGAUUCUUACUCAUAUUCAAUCCUUCCGCACCCAGCAUUUGUGUAUGCUUCAAAGUUUCUUAAAAUUGAUGACUCAGAAAUUCUUCAUGUUGUGACAGCGUGUCGGGAUAAUAUCAUUAGAAUUUGGAGAAAUCGGGGGGGACUGGAAAGCUUUGAGCUUUGUCAAGAAUUAAAGCAUCCAAAAUCGAGCCAAUUUACUUUUAUCACGUCGCUUACAACAAAAAGUGUUGAUGCAUUUUAUUCAUCUAGUUCUAUGGGUGACAUUAUCGAAUGGACUAUGAACGAUGCAAAUGAAUAUCAACUUAAUAGACACUUUAUAUUUGAUGAAAUACGUGGACGAAUCAUCCAAAGCCUAGAAAUAAAUCCACGAGGUAACAAGAUUUACUUUCGUCUACAAGAUGCUCAAAAUGUUGAAUCAUCAAAUGCGAUUUUUGCACUUGGAAUCGCAACAGGUUCAUUGAUCCAAAGAUUUUACGAAUUAAGUUCAAAAUCUGAGACUCGAUUAAAAAUAUCGCCAUGUGGUACUCAAAUUUAUUCCACAAAUGGUCCAAGUAUUCGAUACUAUAAAAUGAUUAACAGAAAUAUUGUUGCAUCCGAAAAUAACGAGAACGCUUUAGUAAUUAAUUGUCCUCUUGGAGACAGAGGCUUCAUUAGCUCAAUAGAUUAUCAUCCAAAAGAUUUUUUCUUAGCUUGCGCUGUGUAUGGUGGAAAUCCCGGUUGCAUUAUUAUUUUUAACUUUGAAUCAUAUAAUGAGAAAGAUUCCAUUGAAGAUGUUAAAGUAGGAUCUCAAGAAUCGAUACUUCGAAAAUCAUAUGAAUUUAAACAAAUUGGAGUGUAUUCAGAUAUAAUAAAAAGAUUAGAUGAAGUUUUCCUGGCUCCAUUAGCUAAUCAACCUGAUACAAGUGAAAUCUUAAAGAUCCAAGAGUUUAAUCAACCUGCUGAGGAUAACACAUUCACAGUUCAGACAAAUUCAAAACGAUCUAAAACCUAUACAGUAUCCCAAGGACCCGCAACAUUCACAAUACAAAAGGGUGGAACUUAUGAAAUACAGAAGAAUGAUGGAACAGAUGACGAUGAAACAACAAUUUCAGAAUCUUUCAAUUAAUUCUUUUUCUUCUUUAAUAAACACAAAUUACAGUAAAGUAAUUGAAAAAUGUUUAAAAU